UUUUUACUCAAUAAUCAUUUUUAACUGAACUAUCUUUCAUAAAAAUAUAAUGAUAUCGUAAAAUCUUCAGAUAUACUACUUCAGUUAAAAAUGAUCACAUGACAUUGAUGGAGGUCCUGAUUACUCAAUCCUAACAAAUAGAAACAGUAGAUGGAUCCUUAUGGAGGAGACCCUGGUUCAUGAGUUGAAGUCAGAAAUCACCAGACAGCAGAAAGAAAUAAAUUCUCUCAUCAAAGACCUGGAAGUGGCAAAAAAGCAAGUUAGCAACCUAGACCUGAUCACAAAAGAACAGAAGGAAGAAAUCUUAGAACUUAGGAGAAAACCAACAGCAGAUAAUGGUAUAUCAAUCUGGAAAAUUCAAGGUCCAGGUACCAUGAUAUUUAAACCUGACAUGAAAAUCAACCUAACCACACAGGAUACUAACAACAACAGAGAAGAAAUCACCUCCAUGGAAGACAGUGAUUCUGAAGAAGAACUCAUUCCUAUCAAAGACCAACAGAUGUUGCAAAUGAAGAAAAGACCACUGGAAUAUGACCUCAGUGAAGGAGAUGAGGUGCAAUCGCCAAAAAAGAUCAGAAAAGAAUAA
This is a messenger RNA of Dimorphilus gyrociliatus, 586 nucleotides long. The record is from the annotation of a GenBank genome assembly. NCBI's taxonomy places the organism in Eukaryota, Metazoa, Annelida, Polychaeta, Dinophilidae.